UCCACUAUGCUCAACACGGCAGACCUAGCUAUGUUAAUGACAGGCCAACAGGCAAACACACAAGCGGGCCAUUACCGCGAAAGGCACCUGCAGCGACGUCGGAAGCAGACAAGGCCUAUUAUCAACUACCGGUAUCCUGCCUGCACAUUUCUAAGCAUUGACGAAGAAGGCCACGGCAAGGUCGUAUCUUCGUUUCUGGAUUUUUUCAGAGGUCUCCGAUGCACACUAAGGAUAGUCGCUUGCGAGCUUCCGCGCGUGAAGAUACUGGACGAACAUCCCACAAGCACAAGGUCCCCGCUAGCAACCUCACGUUUAAAUGGCACUGUUUGGCAAACGCCCGAUCGACAAAAUACGGCUAUCGACGUAGUUCUCUCGUAUUUGCUUUAACUUUUGGAAUUUAAGUUUCUGGCGCUACCGUCGUUGCAAAUUUUCGCUAUGGAUUCUUCGAUGUCCCUAUGGAACGAAAAGUUAUUACCAAAAAAGUGCAGCGUUUCCUGAAACCUUCAGCUUUAUAAUCGGUGUUUGAUGACACAAAUAUGCCCG
This is a messenger RNA of Varroa destructor (honeybee mite), 543 nucleotides long. RefSeq lists its product as uncharacterized. The record is from RefSeq and is a predicted model, not a curated record. Lineage: Eukaryota; Metazoa; Arthropoda; Arachnida; Mesostigmata; Varroidae.